Stegostoma tigrinum is the source of this 2165-nucleotide messenger RNA. Its product is annotated as CMRF35-like molecule 2. Bases 256 to 774 code for a protein of 172 amino acids. Lineage: Eukaryota; Metazoa; Chordata; Chondrichthyes; Orectolobiformes; Stegostomatidae. The transcript has 5 exons. The record is from RefSeq and is a predicted model, not a curated record.
CCAAAAAUCAGCGUUCCACUAAUUAAUUCCACUUUACCACACUUGCAAAAACAGUCAGAAAAAAAACCCACGUGUCAGACCAAAAUAAUUCAUCUUGUCACCAGUUCCUCCUCAUUCCUUAAAAUAUACUUCCUGUAAAUUUAAACAGAAAGAAAUUUCGAAUCACAAUUCUGCUUUCAGUCACAUUCCUCAAUAAAGCUGAGCAAAGUAAUAACACAGGAACAAUUCAAUAAUUUUCUUUGUGGCAUUUAAAAUAUGGAUUUCGCAUUCCAUCUCUUCAUGAUCUCCUUCUCAGUUUCAGGUGCCAUAUUAACUGGACCAGCUGUCAUAAAUGGAUCAGUGGGACAAUCAAUUACUAUCAGGUGUAAAUACAACAAAUAUUACAGAAAUUAUCCAAAGUACUGGUGCAAAGGUGACAACAGGGAAGACUGCGUAAUUCUAAUAGAAACCCAAGGCCCGAGGAAGACAAAUCCUGGAGGAAGAAUAACCAUAACAGUUGACGAUGACGCAGGAGAAUUCUUUGUCACGAUGGAACGCUUAACAAAAAAUGACCAAGGCUUGUAUUGGUGUGGAGUUGCAAGGUUUUUGUGGGACCUGUUACAUCCUGUGGAACUUAAUGUUGCUGAAGGUACCAAGAUACCUCUUGCAGGUUCGCCUUUAGAGGAGGAAAUUCUGAGGCAAGAUUCUCUGUACUAUUUUAUAUGGAGCAUUUUACGCUGGGCAUUCUUUGCCAUUCUCCUCAUCUGGGCCAUUUUAAUCAAACUGAAAAUAUAGCUGACAAAAUGUUGGACAAUAAGAUCUGUGGCUUUAGCUGACCGUGUCGUCAGCGCCUUCAGUGCACUGUGGAAUGUCCAGUCAAUCAAACAGCAAAACCAUCUCCAUCAUUCGCCAUGUGUAGAGCAUGGACUGACUGAGAAAUAUUAUGUAAUAAUCCUGCAAAGUUCUUCAAAAGUCAUUCAUUCUCUUUAAGGAACAAGUGACCCAAUGUAGGGUAAACACUGCAAAUAGGUCCCUUGCCAUAUAAUUUGAAACCACCAACGAGGUUAGGCUAACCCUCAGUGAUAGAGGAGAGCUGAAUAAUUCCAAUAAAGCCAGAAGAUGGGAUGUUGAAAAAUAUUUGAUUUUAUUCAAUUUGAGGGGAAUUUCUCUUUGCAGCUAUUCAAUGGCUGAGAUUCAUUUGAGUGAUGCAUAUCUGCAUCAGUGCCUGAGCCACAAUUCCAUGUUUCAAUUUCUAUUAAUGGGUGGAUGUGUGAGCUCUCACACUAACUGUGAUUUUCAACUUAUAAAUUUAAAUGGGGGCCACAAUAGCUAUUAUUAGCUUGUACAUAAUAAAGUCUUUUGGAUUAACAAUAGAUGUUUGCCAAAGCAUCAGAUCAUUAUUCCACAGUGUUGAUAACUGAAAUGCUUAUUUUCCAUUUAAUACAUUCGUACCUGCAAUGUAUAGUAUGGACUGGAAAUUUUUCUGGUGUUCUCUUAAGAUUUUAUCCCAUUGUCCUGUCAAAGUUAUGCCAAAAACUUGAGCGAACCACCAUGGAAUUCCAUGAAAUGUUUACCUGGCAACUUUUCUUUAUUCAUUCACAAGAUGUGGGCAUCGCUGGCUAAAUCAUAAUUAAUUGCCCGUCCCUAAUUGCCUAGAGGCAGUUCAGAGCCAACCGCGUUGCUGUGAUUCUGGAUUCACAUGUUGGUCAGACCAAGUAAGAAUGGAUAGUUUCCCCUCCGAAAGGACACGAGUGUACCAGAUGGGCUUUUUUUCUGACAAUUGAUUCAUGAUUAUUGUUAGACUCUUUACUCCAUAUUAUUACUGAAUUCAAAUUCCUGUGAUGGGGAUCGAACCUGGGUCCCCAGAGCAUUACCUGGAUCUCUAGAUUCAGUGUCUAGCAGUAAUACUGCUCGGCCAUUGCCUUCACUCUGAGUUUCUGAGUUUGUGCUUUCUUCAGAGAGCCUCAAUAAGUGGGUGGGGUGGAGAGACUCCCAGGGAAUUCAGGCAUGAUUCCCCAUUCAUUCUAUAUAAUGGUAAGGAAUUUGCCUGAUUGCCCAAAAUAUAUGCAUGUGAUGCACUCUCCAGGUAAGAGAGGUUCUCGGCCAAGAAUUUGUUUCAUAGCUUGAACUGAUUUCUUAUUUGUGCUUCAUAAUGACUGAUGUUGCAGUUUCUAGCUCCUACCAAU